This is a messenger RNA of Manduca sexta (tobacco hornworm), 2409 nucleotides long. It is a transcript of the gene dbo, whose product is annotated as kelch-like protein diablo. The transcript is spliced from 11 exons. The record is from RefSeq and is a predicted model, not a curated record. Lineage: Eukaryota; Metazoa; Arthropoda; Insecta; Lepidoptera; Sphingidae. Bases 430 to 2238 code for a protein of 602 amino acids. Gene Ontology annotation, molecular function: protein binding.
UGAAUUUUAAAUAGUACAUCUAAUAAUAUUCAUUAAUUUUACACCAAUUUUGUGAAUUCAAUUUAAUAUAAGUACAAGCAAUGGAUUUCUGUGAAUUUCUAUGCGUGUCCGUUUUCUUCAGUGAAUGGUGAUACAGCGGAAUAAACAUGAAUAUUAGAUGUUCUGACCAAACAUUUAGUAAAAUUUACUGGUAGACAAAAGUACGAUGCCUUUACAGAGACAUUAGUAAACAUAAAAACUUGUACAAUUGAAAAAUCGAUGUGCCGUUAACUGUAUCACAUACUCCAGGGCGUUUGAUAUCUAUUUUACGCUCCUCUGGGGACAGGUUUCGUGGUGCGGUAGAUAAAAAACGUCAAAGAUUGACUCCGUGUGGGGUUGGGCUUCGCCCCCGCUGCGCUUGCAGCUGGGUAACGCGCGCGGACACAAGAGAUGUUGUCGGUGCUCAGGAUGGGCGAGGGCGGGUCGCCGGGCGGCGGCGGCGGCGGCGGCGGCGGCGGCGGCGGCGCGCGGCUGUCGCACACCUCCGAGAAGCAUCCGCGCGCCAUCCUCGGCGAGCUGUCCGCGCUGCGCCGCCACCGAGAGCUCUGCGACGUCGUGCUCAACGUCGCUAAUAGGAAAUUGUUUGCUCAUCGGGUGAUCCUAUCGGCAUGCAGCCCGUACUUCCGUGCAAUGUUCACCGGCGAGCUGGCGGAGUCGCGCGCCACCGAGGUGACCAUCCGCGACGUGGACGAGCAGGCCAUGGAGCAGCUCGUCGAGUUCUGCUACACAGCACACAUAGUCGUCGAGGAGAGCAACGUGCAGGCGUUGCUGCCGGCGGCGUGCUUGCUCCAACUCCAGGAGAUCCAGGACGUAUGCUGCGAGUUCCUCAAGCGGCAGCUGGAUUGCUCCAACUGCCUCGGCAUACGCGCCUUCGCCGACACACACUCUUGCCGCGAACUGCUGAGGAUCGCUGACAAAUUCACACAACAGAACUUUCCAGAAGUGAUGGAGAGCGAAGAAUUCUUGCUGCUGCCGGCGGCGCAGCUGAUCGACAUCGUGUCCUCCGACGAGCUCAACGUACGCUCCGAGGAGCAGACCUUCCAGGCCGUCAUGUCCUGGGUUAAAUACAACGUGGCCGAGCGGAGGCAACACCUCGCGCAGGUGUUACAACACGUGAGACUGCCAUUACUUAGCCCCAAGUUCCUGGUGGGCACAGUGUCCUCAGAGCUGCUGAUUCGCUCUGACGACGCCUGCCGCGACCUGCUGGACGAGGCCAAGAACUACCUGCUGCUGCCGCAGGAGCGUCCGCUCAUGCAGGGGCCCAGGACCAGGCCUAGGAAACCUACCAGACGAGGCGAGGUGCUGUUCGCGGUGGGCGGGUGGUGUUCGGGCGACGCGAUCGCGUCCGUGGAGCGGUUCGACCCGCAGACGUCGGAGUGGAAGAUGGUGGCGCCGAUGUCGAAGCGGCGCUGCGGCGUGGGCGUGGCCGUGCUGCACGACCUGCUGUACGCCGUGGGCGGCCACGACGGCCAGAGCUACCUCAACAGCAUCGAGCGCUACGACCCGCAGACCAACCAGUGGUGCGGCGCCGUCGCGCCCACCUCCUCCUGCCGCACGUCCGUGGGCGUGGCCGUGCUCGACGGCGCGCUCUACGCCGUCGGCGGCCAGGACGGCGUGCAGUGCCUCAACCACGUCGAGCGCUACGACCCCAAGGAGAACCGCUGGACCAAGGUGGCCGCCAUGACCACGCGCCGCCUCGGCGUCGCCGUGGCCGUCGUGGGCGGCCAGCUCUACGCCGUGGGCGGCUCGGACGGCCAGGCGCCGCUCAACACCGUGGAGCGGUACGACCCGCGCGCCAACAAGUGGACGCCGGUCGCCUCCAUGUCCACGCGGCGCAAGCACCUCGGCUGCGCCGUGUACGACGGACAGAUCUACGCCGUCGGAGGGCGCGACGACUGCACAGAACUCUCCUCCGCAGAGAGGUACGAGCCGAGCACGGACACGUGGUGCCCGGUGGUGGCGAUGACGUCACGACGGAGCGGCGUGGGGCUCGCCGUCGUCAACGGACAGCUGUAUGCCGUCGGAGGGUUUGACGGCACCGCGUAUCUCAAAUCGAUAGAGGUAUUCGACCCGGAGUCGAACCAGUGGCGCCUGUGUGGCGCGAUGAACUACCGGCGGCUCGGCGGCGGCGUCGGCGUCAUGCGCGCGCCGCACCACGACAACCACUACAUCUGGAAUCGAAAAGACUCCGUGGUGUAGGGCCGCUCCCCUGCCACCGCCUCGCCUCCCCUGCCCCGCUCUGUAAAAUAUUCCCCCUGAAGUCGUAUCACUUUUAAGUCGUUACUCAUUUUACAUUAUUUUAUUGUUAAUAAAUACUAUAUUAAAUGAAUAUUUAUAAAUAAAUGAAAAUACAAAUUUUAGAAUAUAAAA